This is a messenger RNA of Prorocentrum cordatum, 779 nucleotides long. NCBI's taxonomy places the organism in Eukaryota, Dinophyceae, Prorocentrales, Prorocentraceae. The record is from the annotation of a GenBank genome assembly.
GUUUCGCGCGGGCGAGCGCCUUCUCGGAGUCCUACUGCCUGGACAUCGGGGCGAAGGGGUUCCCGAUCCCGGUGUUCAAGAUGAUGCAGGCCGCCAAGUGGGACGUGGGCGUGUACUUCGAGAAGCUCGAGGCGCUGGGGUACGCCGACGACGCCCUGCAGGUGAGCGGCCCCCAGGAGGCCAUGCUCCAGUCGAACUGCAUGCAGGAGGGCCGCCAGAGCAGGACGAAGCACAUCUUUGUCGGCGACUCCCAGAUGAUGGCGCUCCGCAACGCGCUCCACCGCCUCAACGGCUGCCCUGAGAUCUGGUGGCGCAACACCACCAGGGACCGUGAGGACUUGCUUGCGUCGAUGAAGGCUGGCAAGCGCGUCAGGGCCAGCAGUGGCCGCUUCCACGCGCGCACCGACCAGGCGCCAGACGGCCCGUUGCCCACAGGGUGCAAGGAGGACGGCAUCGCGUCGUUCAUCUUCUGGGAUGCCUGGCUCGAUAGGGAGAUCCCUCUUCAAGGGAUUCAGAACGAGAUUGAGCUGCUCGGAGUCGAGCCAGCCAAGGGUGACGCUGUAGUGGUGUGGAUCGGCUCGAACUCAAUCUCAGGAUCUGGCAGAACGAGUGUCCUGCGCAACACAAUUGACAAGCUCAUUGCCUUGGGGGUGAAGAUGGUCUGGGACUCGCCAACCUACAUUGACGAUGCCCUGAUGGCCGCGACAACGGCAAAGGACUUGGGUACCGACUCGCAUACUGGCAUCCCCAUCACGCACACCGUAAUCGCUCAGAGGAAG